Molecule: messenger RNA, 4152 nt
Organism: Anopheles merus
Lineage: Eukaryota; Metazoa; Arthropoda; Insecta; Diptera; Culicidae
Gene: HDAC6
Product: histone deacetylase 6
Exons: 10
Coding region: 721-4062 (1113 amino acids)
Biological process (GO): chromatin organization
Cellular component (GO): histone deacetylase complex
Molecular function (GO): histone deacetylase activity; zinc ion binding
Source: RefSeq, a predicted model, not a curated record
GGGUGUUUUUCCCCCUCUCUUUCUUCUGUUUGUUGUACGGCCCGUCGCACGCCAGUGUGUUUUGUAGCAGCUCACAGAACGGCGCACCGUGCGUGUAGGUCGCAUUGACCCAAACCCUGCGGAAGUUUGCCCGAAAUCGUUCCAUUGCACUCAGUGGCGGUGUUUUUUUUUUUUGGUAGUGGUCCCUGGUGCUGUUGCUGCGAUUCCGCGCGCGGGACGCUGCUGUUUUUGGUCCGUGCAUUCCGUGGAUGAUGUCAGAAGAAUUGGCCAGCAGCUGCUGCUCGUUUGGCGCUUCGUCGUCGUCGCACGCAUAAACGAAGGCUUGGGAGUGUGUGCGCGCGCGCGCGUGUGUGUGUUUUUGCGUGGGCAUUUUGUGUGUUGCCGCCGGGGUGUGUGGCCAGGGAACGCUUCGAACGUGGAUUCGCUCCGAUCCCGGCGAGUCGCCAAUUUGCAGUAGCCACAUCGCGAAACAUCCCCUACGCACGCACACACGCACACCGAAAGGACCAACAACAAAGUGCAAGUGUGUUUGUGUUGUGUGCGUGUGUGUGCGAGAGACAGAACAAUCAACCCCCGUCAACAAGAGACAAGCCCGAACGGAAGCACCCCGAGUGUGACAAAACCCGCAGCGAAACAUCUGCCAGGAAGAGCAGGUCAGGGAACGCGCACCACCAGCCCAGUCGCGCGCUCAGUCAACCAUCAACCAUCAGGAAAAGCAAAAUGAACCCGAACGUGGUGACGCGCAGCAGCGCCAAGCAGUCGAAGGUUCGGACCCGCGCCCAGCAGGCAGCAACGGAGGCGGAGCAGGAGGAGCGGCGGGUGAAGCUGUACGGUGGCUAUCGGUCGACCGGCAAGGGCAGCAUAGCGGAGGCGAAGAAGCAGGGCAAGCUGAGAAUGUCCGCCACCAGCCAGAACGGCACGGGGGCCGGCGGCGACCAGCGCCGCAGCUCCGACUUUACCGAGGUGCAGCUGAAGGACAUCUUCCAGAACGCGCAGAGCGGGGCGCGGACGGUGCGCGGCCCCACCGGCAUCCUGUACGACGAGCGGUUCGCGCUGCACCGCUGCCUGUGGGACACCAACUAUCCGGAGUGCCCGGAGCGGUACCUGCGCGUGAUGGAGCGCUUCACGAUCGGGCAGCUGGUCGACCGGUGCCAGUUCAUAGCGCCCCGGCCCGCCACCCGGGCCGAGCUGCUGACCAAGCACACGGCCGAGCAGAUCGAGCUGCUGGCGCAAACGCACGGCUCGCAGGACGAGCCCGAGCUGGAGCGGCUGAGCUCGCACUACGACGCCAUCUUCAUCCAUCCGACGUCGUACGAAACGAGCGUGCUGGCGGUCGGCAGCACGAUCCAGCUGGUCGAGAGCGUGUGGAGCGGGACGGUACAGAACGGGAUGGCGAUACUGCGGCCGCCCGGCCACCACGCGAUGACCGCCGAGUACAACGGGUACUGCUUCUUCAACAACGUGGCGAUUGCGGCCCAGCACGCGCUCGACCAUCUCGGCACGCAGAAGAUACUGAUCGUCGACUGGGACGUGCACCACGGGCAGGGCACGCAGCGGAUGUUCUACUCCGAUCCGAGGGUGCUGUACUUCUCCAUCCAUCGGUACGAGCACGGCACGUUCUGGCCGAACCUGCGCGAGUCCGACUUUGACUACGUCGGCACCGGCAAGGGCGAGGGGUACAACUUCAACGUGCCGCUCAACAAGACGGCCAUGACCAACGGCGACUACCUCGCGAUCUGGCAGCAGCUGCUACUGCCGGUCGCCACGGAGUUCCAACCGGAGCUGAUAAUCGUAUCGGCCGGCUACGACGCUGCGUACGGAUGUCCAGAGGGCUGUAUGGAAAUAACGCCCGCGUUCUACUCGCACCUGCUCAGCCCGCUGCUGCUGAUGGCGCAGGGGCGCGUCGCUGUCGUCCUGGAGGGUGGCUACUGUCUCGAGUCGCUUGCCGAGGGCUGCGCGCUCACGCUCAAGACGCUGCUCGGCGAUCCGGCCCCACGGCUGGCGGAAGCGCUGCAGCCCCCGUCCGAGAGCAUGCAGGCGUCCAUCCUGAACUGCAUCUACAGCCACCGGAAGUACUGGAAGUGUUUGCAGCUGUACGAGCUAUACGACCUGGAGGACUACAACAACACCAACCCGCAGGACAACUUCCACAAGGUGAUCAAAUGCUACGUGCCGCCGGAACCGCCGGCCCAGCCCGGCCGGUACGAGACGCGCAACUGCUACCCGGUGCAGUCGGCGGACGAGCGCGCCCGUAUCCAGGAACGGCUGGCCCGGCUGCACCUCGCCACCGAUCUGAGCUUCCCGCCCGACCGCGUCUGCUACGUGUACGACGAGCUGAUGCUCGAGCACCGCAACAGUGCGGAAAAGUGGCACCCGGAGCAGCCGGAGCGCAUCGCGAAGAUCAUGCAGCGGCUGACCGGGGACUACCAGCUGGCGCAGCGCAUGAAGCGGCUGCCGGGCCGGCUCGCCACCACCGAGGAGCUGUGCCUGGUGCACGGGCCGGAGCACGUGCGCCUCAUCGGCGAGGUGUGCCAGUCGAGCACGAUGAAGCAGGCGGCCGACCAGUACAACUCGAUCUACUUCCACCCGAGCACGGACGCGAGCGCCCGCAUGGCGACCGGCUCGGUGCUGACCGUGGUGGAGGACGUGCUGGAGGGCCGCACCCGGUCGGGCGUGUGCGUGGUGCGCCCGCCCGGCCACCACGCGGAGGCGGACACGCCGCACGGCUUCUGCAUCUACAACAGCAUCGCGGUGGCGGCCCGGCAUGCGGUCAAGCGGUACGGGCUGCGGCGCGUCCUGAUCGUCGACUGGGACGUGCACCACGGCAACGGCACGCAGCACAUCUUCGAGCAGGACCCGCACGUGCUGUACGUCUCGGUGCACCGGUACGACAAUGGGGCGUUCUUUCCGCGCAGCACCGACGCGGACUACACCGUCGUCGGCAGCGGGCCGGGCCGGGGCUUCAACGUCAACAUCCCCUGGAACCGGAAGGGCAUGGGCGACCCGGAGUACGUGGCCGCGUUCCACUCGGUCAUACUGCCGAUCGCGUACGAGUACGAGCCGGAGCUGGUGCUGGUGUCGGCCGGGUUCGAUGCGGCGAUCGGCGACCCGCUCGGCGGGUGCCGCGUGACGCCCGAAGCGUACGGCCACUUCACGCAGUGGCUGUCGGUGCUGGCGGGCGGCCGGCUCGUCCUGUGCCUCGAGGGCGGCUACAACGUCAACUCGAUCUCGCACGCGAUGGCCAUGUGCACGAAGGCGCUGCUGGGCGAUCCGCUGCCGAUGCUGCUGCCGGUUAGCGGCACCGCCCGCACGCCCCCGGCGACGCACGCGUCCUGCUGCGAGACGCUCUGGAACGUGCUGUCCGUGCAGCGGCUGUACUGGCGGUCGCUCUGCUUCAACAAGAAGCUGCCGAGCAGCGAACCGCUGCUGGAGGAGACCGGCAGCGAGCUGAUCGAGGCGCUCGACAAUAUGACGCUGAGCGAGCGGGGCGGCACCGACCAGCAGCAGCCGCAGCAAACCACGUCCACCCCGUCCUCGUCGUCCGCUGCUACGGCUGGCAGCAGUGGGGGUGAGCAGGCGGCGGGCAGCUCCAAACAACCGUCCCAAACGCUGACCGAGUUUUUGGAGGCUAACUUAGAGGCACUGCAGAACGAGGAAAUGUUUGCCGUAAUACCGCGCCGUGACUGUCCCCAUCUGAAGCUGCUGCGACCGGAAACGGCCCCAGAGGCAAUCGACACGCGCACACCGUGCAGUGACUGCGGCGCGGAGGUGGAAAACUGGAUCUGUCUGCUCUGCUUCGGCGUGUACUGCGGCCGGUACGUGAACGAGCACAUGCUGCGGCACGGUACCGGGGCGGCCGACCAUCCGCUCGCCCUCAGCUUCGCCGACCUGUCCGUCUGGUGCUACGGGUGCGACGCGUACAUCGACCAUCCCGCCCUGCACCACUACAAGAACCUGGUGCACCAGGACAAGUUCCACGAGCCGCUCGUCUGGUCGUACGGCAGCGACCUCGUGCUGGACGUCGUGCCGGGCAGCACCGGCCGCAAGGCGGGACAGGACUGAUAUUGGCCGGACGUCUCGAAGGUGAUCUUUCGAGUGUUGGUGCUGUUUCUGCUGAAAAACAUUCUCGUCGGUUACCUGAAGUAGGCAAAA